Oncorhynchus kisutch (coho salmon) is the source of this 2388-nucleotide messenger RNA. It is a transcript of the gene galk1, whose product is annotated as galactokinase 1. NCBI's taxonomy places the organism in Eukaryota, Metazoa, Chordata, Actinopteri, Salmoniformes, Salmonidae. Gene Ontology annotation, molecular function: galactokinase activity; ATP binding. Gene Ontology annotation, biological process: carbohydrate phosphorylation; galactose metabolic process. Bases 226 to 1809 code for a protein of 527 amino acids. The record is from RefSeq and is a predicted model, not a curated record. Gene Ontology annotation, cellular component: cytosol; cytoplasm. The transcript is spliced from 8 exons.
AGUGAGUCAGCUGACACAUGUCAUAUUAUCACAAUCAUAUUGUAACGUUAAUCCAACUCCAAGAAAGAUGUAUUCGUUUAAAAAAAAUUUUGUAAUACACUAUUAUUUAUCGUGAUUCAAACGGUAUCUCACGUAAGAUUCUAAUGGUUGAAGUUUACAAAGUGCUGCUGCAGGAUUUUGGACUUUGAAUUCGUGAUUUGUCGACUCUACUCGUCUGCUCCAUUCAUGGCCAGUCCAGUCCCGAGUGUGUCUGAGUUGGUUGCCGAGGCUCGACGUGUGUACGAGCAGAGCUUCGGGGGAGAUGGUCCGCAGGUGGCAGUGUGUGCCCCAGGCAGGGUCAACCUGAUUGGGGAGCACAUCGACUACAACCAAGGAUUCGUCCUCCCUAUGGCUCUGCCCAUGGUGACGGUGGUGGUUGGCAGUAGGACCUCUGGCCAGAGUGCCUCCAUAAUUACUGCUGCUAAAGAUGUGGAGGAGCCCAGGAGAGUGGACUUUGACUUGCCCAAUGACAAGGCUCCUCUGUCUCCUGGGAAACCCAGCUGGGCCAAUUAUGUCAAAGGAGUGGUGCAGCACUACAGAGCUCCUCCAGUCCCAGGGUUCAGGGCAGUGAUAGCCAGUAGUGUCCCUCUAGGGGGCGGUCUGUCCAGCUCAGCCUCUCUAGAGGUAGCCAUGUACACAUUCCUACAGCAGCUCAAGCCAGAUGACGGGGACAAGGUGGCGAAGGCGGUGGCGUGCCAGAAGGCAGAACACACCCAUGCAGGUGUGCCCUGCGGCAUCAUGGACCAGUUUGUCUCCGUGCUGGGCAGGGAGGCUCAUGCUCUACUCAUAGACUGCAGGUCUCUGGAGGCCACUCCUGUCCCUCUGUCAGACCCAGGCCUUGUCAUCCUCAUCAGUAACUCGAACGUGAAGCAUUCUCUGACGGGCAGCGAGUACCCUAGCAGACGACGACAAUGUGAGGAGGCAGCUGCCAUCUUGGAAAAGGCCAGCCUGAGAGAUGCCACACUGAAGGACCUGGAGGAUGCUAAGAGCCGAUUGGACGAUGAGACUUAUCGAAGGGCUCGUCAUGUAAUUGAGGAGAUCGAGCGGACGGCCCAGGCAGCAGAGGCCCUGAAGAAAGGGGCCUACAAAGAGUUUGGCAAACUCAUGGUAGAAAGCCACAACUCACUCAGGGACUUGUAUGAAGUGAGCUGCAAGGAGCUGGAUGAGCUGGUGUCUGCAGCCGUAGAGGUGGAGGGUGUGUUUGGCAGCAGGAUGACAGGGGGAGGGUUUGGAGGAUGUACCGUCACACUACUGCAGGCUGAAGCCAUAGACAGGACCAUGCAGCACAUACAGGUACGCGUGCUACACUACAACCUACGCCGUGCUCCCGAGAACUACGAACUACGCACAUGCUCAGUGCGCAUCCUCACUGCCGAAAUCUUCUGUACCUGGCGUGCCUUUCUGGUUCUCCUCUGUGAGCGCUUCUCCUACCGUAACACCCAGGGUCCUACCUUCCCCCUCCCCAGUGACCAGCGCCACAACCGGCUCAAACUGGAGUGGGUCCCCCGGCCAGACGAACUUCCCCAGGACCAGUAUGAGAAACAGCAGUACCGAGGACUCGUCGUCUCAGACUCUUGGGCCACACAGACCCACUCUGGGGACCUAUGUGAUGUCAUCAUCCCGCGCCGCAGCCCCUGUGAGGUCAAAGACAUGCGCGGGUUUGUGGAGGAGCUGCUGACGGUGUCUCUGGCGGAGGGUUUUAGGGUCGACUCAGUGACCCCUGACCCCAUGGACAUUUUGAACUGCCGUACUCUGCAGCUUGUGCGUUAGUGAUAUAGCUUAUUCCAGCUCACCACUGAACCACCAGUCAUAGACUUACUAAAAUAACAAAGGUCACCCUAUAUUGUUUCCAACGUAUUGAAAAUGACUGCUUAUGAAUGGUCUAUAACUAACAGACUUUACUAACAUUGGAAAGGUCGAUCUAUAAUGUUUACAAUCCUCUCUUUGAUGUGAAGCUGAGACUGAUCCUGCCAUCUGAACCCUCUAACGAACUCUGACCUCAGUAGCCCUGCCGUGGAGUCCGUUCUAAACUGUAGGGUAGGCCUUCAUCUGGUUUUACAGAAUAGACCCUGUCCCCAACAAUAAGGAAUGGUUGUCAGCCCGUCCUGUUGAUGAUCAGGGCAUUUGUUAAAGAGAGAGACGGAGACAGGGUGUGUUAGAGUUUGUGGAUUGUCUGUGAGAGAGUGUGCUGCGUUGGUAGGAGGGGUGAUCGGACCAUUCCACAGAGUGGGUAUGAGUACAUUUGUUGGUACUGUUUUGUUAAACAGUGUUACAGUGUAAUAAACUGACCAGUCUGUAGAUAUGUUUUCAGCUCAUCAAUUGAAUAAAAACACUACUAAAUGAAAUGUA